This is a messenger RNA of Entrophospora sp. SA101, 453 nucleotides long. The record is from the annotation of a GenBank genome assembly. NCBI's taxonomy places the organism in Eukaryota, Fungi, Glomeromycota, Glomeromycetes, Entrophosporales, Entrophosporaceae.
AUGAUGAUGCAUAGACAUAAACAACAAACUAUGUCAGAAUUAAAACUUCGUAAAGGUAAACCAAGAGGAUUACAUAGUGCUCGUAAGUUACGUACUCAUCGUCGUGAAGAACGUUGGGCUGAUAAAGCAUAUAAAAAAAGAGCUUUGGGUACCGCCUUUAAAUCUUCACCUUUUGGUGGUUCUUCUCAUGCUAAAGGAAUUGUUCUUGAAAAAAUUGGUGUGGAAGCCAAGCAGCCUAAUUCUGCUAUUCGUAAAUGUGUUCGUGUACAAUUAAUUAAAAAUGGAAAGAAAGUAACAGCUUUUGUCCCUAAUGAUGGUUGUUUGAAUUAUAUUGAUGAAAAUGAUGAGGUUUUAAUUGCUGGUUUUGGUCGUAAAGGAAGAGCUAUUGGUGAUAUUCCUGGUGUUCGUUUCAAAGUGGUCAAAGUCUCUGGUGUAUCUCUUCUUGCUUUGUAA